Messenger RNA from Vitis riparia (riverbank grape), 1074 nucleotides. Its product is annotated as protein FAR1-RELATED SEQUENCE 5-like. NCBI's taxonomy places the organism in Eukaryota, Viridiplantae, Streptophyta, Magnoliopsida, Vitales, Vitaceae. The transcript is spliced from 3 exons. The record is from RefSeq and is a predicted model, not a curated record. Bases 1 to 1074 code for a protein of 357 amino acids. Gene Ontology annotation, biological process: regulation of DNA-templated transcription.
AUGGACAAAGGCAAAGGAAAGGAAUUUAUCAUUGAUUUGAACGAUGAAGACUUUGAUUACCAAUAUGAUAGCAUUGUUAAAACUGAGUCUGAUGAAGAUGCCAUUCUAGUUUCGGACAAGAUUUUUAAUGAUUUAACUGUUGAAGAUGUAUGGAAGAUGGAGUUUAGCUCAGUAGAGGAAGCAGAAGAAUUUUAUAAUUUGUUUGCUAAAGUUACCGAAUUCAGUGUUAGAAAGGAUGAUGUGAAACUAGAUAAAAAUCAAAAUAUAGUAUCUCUUGGCAUUAACCAUCACCAUCAAACUAUAGUGUUUGGAUGUGCAUUAUUGGUAGAGGAGAGUGUUAGCACUUAUACUUGGGUCUUGGAGAUUUUUUUGGAUGCAAUGAAUAACAAGAAGCCUCUUUCUGUUAUUACUGAUGGGGAUAAAGCAAUGCGUAAAGCCAUUAAGAGGAUAUUUCCAGACUCUUGUCAUCGAUUAUGUGCUUGGCAUAUUCAACGCAAUGCAUUCACUAAUGUCCAUGUCAAAGAUUUUACUAAUCAUUUUUCUAAGUGCAUGUUCAUGGAAGGCAUCGUUGAAGAAUUUGAAUGUGCAUGGAAUGACAUGUUGGAAAUGUUUAAUCUUCAUGGACAUAAGUGGGUGACAGAUAUCUAUGCUAAGCGUUCUAGAUGGGCAGAGGCUUAUUUAAGGGGGCAUUUCUUUGCUGGUAUGAAAAGCACACAAAGGUGUGAGAGCAUGAAUGCAUACUUGAAUCGUUUCCUUAAAACUCAUUUGAAGUUGUUUGAGUUUGUCAAGCAUUUUGAUAGAGCACUCUCACGUAUUUGUCAUAAUGAGGCAAAGGCAGAGUUUGAGACACACCAUUCUUCAGCUGUUCUAACAAUCAAACUCUAUGCACUUGAGAAAUAUGCAGAGACUGUUUUCACAAGGCAAUCUUUUCUAAAAUUUAGGGAUGAGAUGAAGAAUGCAGAAUUGUUUUUCCCUGUCAGUACAGAAAAUCAUGGAGGUUAUCGUGUUCAUACAUUGACCAAGUUUAGAAGCCCUAACAAGAUUUGGAAAUUGGUUUUCCAUGUCCCCACAUGA